GUUUGUUUCGUAAUGUGUUUUAUAUGCAAAUGAAUUGUGAUUUGUGGCCAAAAACAGUGGUGUUUAUUAUCAAUGAGUCUUCGGUUUAAUGUUUGUGUUCUUCAGGAAUUCGUUGAAUGCCAUCAAUAGGAAAAUGUCGAAAGUGAUUGAUCUCAACGAGACAAUUGAUUUGACCAUCGAUGACAUGAGCGAUAAGAUUGACGAUAGUAUCGACAAAGACGUGUCCGAUGGCGAAGACGAUAAUAAGGCUUCAAACGGUAGUAACAACGGGAAGGGUGUGACCACUCGUAACUCAAUGCGAAAGAGUGUCACCAAUGGUAUGACUGACGAUCAUAUUUGCGAUAAACUGCCGGCAAAUAAACCGAAGGCCAAGAAGAGGAAGAGGAACGCAACGAAUGCCACACAACAAGCGAACGGCGAUUCUUCGAGCUCUACAACGAAAGCCAAAUCAGAUAAAAGUGGUCCCAAGAAGUACUGCAAACCUCAGUACAAAUUCUCCUAUUGGUUGCGAGAAGACCACAGAUCUCCCAUAUUUGGCGUCCAAUUUAACCAACACUUACCCGACGGUCACAACUAUUUUGCAACCGUUGGCAACAAUCGGGUCUCCAUUUAUGAAUGUAUUAAUGACGGAACCAUUAGUUUAGUCCAAUGCUAUGCCGAUACGGACGCCGACGAGAGCUUCUAUACGUGCGCCUGGAGUUACGACGACGUGACGGGUGUCCCGCUAUUGGCCGCCGCCGGCAGUCGAGGCAUUAUCCGUAUUAUAAGUAAUACCGCUCAACAGUGUAUCAAACACUAUAUCGGACACGGCAAUGCUAUCAAUGAUCUCAAAGUGAGUCCAUUGGAUCCAAACCUCUUACUAUCGGUGAGCAAAGACCAUACGUUAAGACUGUGGAACAUAAAGACCGACCACUGUGUGGCCAUUUUCGGUGGCGUCGAAGGACACAGGGAUGAGGUGUUGUCCGCCGACUUCCAUCUGCGCGGCCAUCGGAUAAUCAGCUGCGGAAUGGAUCACUCGCUGAAGAUCUGGUCACUG
Messenger RNA from Medioppia subpectinata, 1036 nucleotides. Lineage: Eukaryota; Metazoa; Arthropoda; Arachnida; Sarcoptiformes; Oppiidae. The record is from the annotation of a GenBank genome assembly.